Messenger RNA from Dermochelys coriacea (leatherback sea turtle), 4976 nucleotides. It is a transcript of the gene AMH, whose product is annotated as anti-Mullerian hormone. Gene Ontology annotation, molecular function: growth factor activity. Bases 1305 to 3434 code for a protein of 709 amino acids. NCBI's taxonomy places the organism in Eukaryota, Metazoa, Chordata, Testudines, Dermochelyidae. Gene Ontology annotation, biological process: gonad development; Mullerian duct regression. The transcript has 6 exons. The record is from RefSeq and is a predicted model, not a curated record.
CAAGUACUCCUUUUUGCGAAAGCCACAAAUGUAUUUUUAAAAUGAAAAUUGGCUAAUAGAGCAAUUUUAUUUCUUUAUUUUUUUAUUUUUUAAAACUUGUGAAACAAUAGUAAGAGGGAUUUCUCUUAAGAUGAGCUGGUGGUCAGCUGGUACUCUGAAGCCUGCAUCUUAAUAGCCUUUGUGGCUUGAAUCUGUGUCUGUCAGGUUGAAAUAUCAUGCCCUGAGAUGGGCUGGAGGCACUGUCACUUGUGAGUCUCACAGUAGAAGAGAACUCUGAGCAAACAAGCCCUUUGGUCUAUUACCAGACCGUGGUCUCCAGUGUUGCUGCAGAUUGAGACAUUUUGCAGUGUCUAGCUCAUGAGUAUUACACACAGGCCCUGUGAACCAACAGAAAGGUCUGGCUCUGUGUUGAACUUGGCUUUGAAGACACAAUUACCUUUUAAAAACCUGUGGGCAUCAAAUUUCCAUGGAAUAGAUGUGGUGGCCAGCCUUAGCCGUUUGGUACUGUUGAUAUCGGAGAAGGUAAAAAAGGAGAAGUUGCCAGUAGCUGUUAUGGCCCAGUCGGGACAGGCUAUUAUAGGAUUGUUCCCUAUGUUAUCUAAUCCAGUCCAAUUCUUGUCUCAAGGUCUGAGGCUUCCAUUUACUUCCUUUGGGCAACCCCUUCCUGAUGCUCCUGCAGAAUGAAAUAUUUUACAACCCGAGCACUGAGUUUUUUGGGAGGAGCUGGAGCAGAAUGCGAGUCUUUAUGAGGUGACCUCUUUAAACUGUCUGCAGAAUGGAAGAGCUGGUGCUCCCAAUAAUCAAGGGAAGCUUCUCAGUAGAGACAGCUGAUCAGUCUAGACCUACCUUCUCUCAGUUUCUUCCCAUUACCCCUUCUUAUACCCAUUCCUUCCAGUCUAACCAAUUCUGACUCCCUGGAUGUUUCAAGUCCUAAGAGAAAUGUCUGCCAAUCCCAGUGAAGAUUCAAGCCAGACUGGCUUUUUUUUCCUCCCCACCCUUCUUUAAAAACAUCUUAAGUCAAGGACAAGCAUCCCUACAAAUAAGGUAAACAGCUUUAAUUUUAUAACAUUUCCAAGUGCUAGAUGCAACGCCAAAAAUAGAACAGAAAAACUCCUUUGAAUCGGCCCUCCCUCCUUUAUAGCACAUUGGCCUCUGAAUUUUUCUCAAGGGAGGUGUGUUCUGCAUUGUCAACCCAAGGUCACUUUGUUUGAACGGGAGAUGCAGUCCUCCCCUUACAUAAGUGUUUCGAGGGAUGCACUCGAGUAACUCUAGCCUCAGAGUUUAGAGCUGCUCAGAGCUGGAACAUGAGGCCCAUGCUUGGAGUGGCUUUGCAGUGCCUGCUGCUGCUCCUCCCCUUGACUGCUCUGCCUAGAAAAGGAGGCAUUGGGGGAGGACUUUCACCUGCUGAAGAACUGGAAAUAACCUUUUCAAAGGAGUUGGGACUUGGAGAGGAGCAGAGAGAAAAGGAAGAUGAGCACAUAUAUGAAGGAGCAGAACCCAACUUAAUGGCAUUGACGUCCAAGGUCACAGGUGCUACUCAUCUUUUGAAGAGUGACAAGCCAGGAGAUGAUGUCAAAGGAGCAAAAUGCCAUCAGCUCAUCCCUGAGGAGGCAGUUUUCCCAGUUCUAGGGUCAGAUUCCAGCCUGCCCCCUUGGUCCAUGGGUGGGCUGGAAGGGCCAGUAUGCACGGUGAAAAUGGGCAGGAGGUACGGCUUGGGACAGAGUCACUUGGAAGUCGUGGGGGUCCUUACCAGCUACGAAAGCGAUUUCCUCAAGAUGGUGAGACAUUCAAGCUGGGAUCAAGGCCGGUUGGAGACCUUUGGGAUCUGUCCUGCUGGGGAGACCCAUUCUGCUCUCCUGUCUCUGAAACACAUCAGUGCUCACUUGGCUGACCCAGGGGAGAACAGGUUCCUUGUGCUGCAUCUUGAAGAAGUGAAGUGGGAUGCUGAGACAAAGCUCAGGUUUAAGCUGGCUUUUCAAGAGGACGUGGGGCUGUCACUUGGAGAGCUCCAGUCUGCCUUGCUGGUGUUUUAUCCUGGAAGUAGGGAAAGGAAGGGCAGCAAAGCAAGAGAGAAGCUCCUGGCAGCAGGAGAAGGGCUGCACCAGAAGCAGGUGGCGCUCUUAUCCCAUCAUCCAAACCGAGUGCUGUGGGAAAGACGGAAGGGAACAGGGAUCUGUGUGUGCAGCCAGAACCUCCCAUGCUCCUUGGCUCUCUGCCUCUCCAGAGACACCCGGUACCUGCUGCUUGGGGCCUCGGUGAUGUCUGCCAUCCGUUCACACGGGCAGCUCAGCUUUGACGUUUCCUUGGCAAUCAGGCGUCCUGGUGACGGAGGCUCCCUCCUGCCCCCCCUGGAGGCCCAGCAACUGCUCUUCGGUGCAGACGAGAAGUGUUUCACCAGGAUGACCCCAGCCUUGCUCUUGCUGGUGAAGCCGCGAUGCGAGGAAGACACCCCGUCCCCCUCUUCCUUCCUCUCGGUGGGCGGUGUGCUGGAGACGGUCCCUUACCCGCAGCCCAGCUCGCCCACUGGCAGCAAGGCCGAGGAGCGGGCCUCUAAUGCAGCUGCUGGCCAGGCCGAUGCUUCAUCCCCAGCACCCGGCAGCCACGACCAGUUCCUGGGCAGCCUGACCAGGUUUGUCAGCAGGGUCCUGAGCCCCUCAGGGGAGCCGCCUGCUGCCUCCGGCCUCCACCACUGGCUGGACUUCAAAACGAUGGAGACGCUUCCUCACCAGCUGCUCAACCUGUCGGAGCAGGCAGCCCUGGAGCGGCUGGUGCAGUCGGACGAGCCCCUGGUGCUCCUGUUCCCCCAGAACAGCCAGGCCCUGCUGGAGCAGCAGUUCGGGCACUGGCGGUUGGAGGGCAGCCUGCUGCAGCUGCUGCUGGAGAAGUUCCAGGCUGUCAUCCAGGAGCUGAGGGAGAUCCCAGCCUUUCAAGCCAACACUGACCUCUUCCAGCAUCUCCUGGCCUUCUGCUAUUACCCCCUGGGGUCGGGCAGCAGCGACCCCAAGGAGCUGCCCCGUGGCCACCGGAAGCUGCACACACUGCUGCUGCUCAAAGUCUUGCAGACCGUUCGCGCCCACUGGCAGGAGAAGAGGAAGGUGUCCCGGCAGAACCGCAGCGCUGGGCCCCAGGCCUGCUGCCGGCUGCAGGAGCUGACGGUCGACCUCCACUACGAGAAGUUCAUCGUCGUCCCCAAGAGAUACAUUGCCAACAACUGCGAGGGCCCCUGCCGCUUCCCGCUCUCCACCCGCAUCCCUGACUACUCCUCCCACACGGUGCUGCUGAUGGGCAUGCAGGAACGGGGCGCACCCCUGCGGCGCAGCCCCUGCUGCGUGCCAGUCAAAUACUCCGACAAGGAGAUCAUCAGAAUCACCACGGAGGGCAUUCAGGUCACUAUGUUCCCCAACAUGGUGGCAGAGGAGUGUGGCUGUCGGUAGAGAUGCCCGGCCUGUCCCGUCUCUCCCUGGCGUCCUUUGGCCUUCAGAGUUUGGAGGGAGGCGACUGAGCUGAGGCUGGGACCUGGGCUGUUGGCUCCACAGCUGCCUUUCCCCAGCAAUACUGGCUCCGUUGUUUCCCUCUGGCCCUGGUAGGUUUAUGGGCCUAUCGCGCUCCAGGAAGCUGAGGGCAGCCCCAGGUGUGUCUGCCCCCCUGGGCCCACAAUGGCAGCAGAGCGCAGGGGUGGCGCAAGUGACGUGUUCCUGGAGCUCAGAGGGCAGCAAUAGGCCAAAUCUGACCCCCCCCGCCCCCCUCCAGCUUUGUUAGAGGUGGGAUGUGGAGCAGCCAUGGUGGGCAGCAGCACCCCGGCCCCUCCCUGCCUGAUGCUUGUAUCUGCAGUUAUUUAUCCAUAUCUUAUGGUUUCGUUUCCCACAUUUAGUGCUGAGUGUGCUGAGGGCAGGGGGCGUGCUGGGGGAAAAUCUGUAACUGGGGGAGGGGGGAGUCUGAUGCAAACAUACUGGUGCCACUGAUGGAUGCUAUGGGCUAGGUUGGGUGCUGGGAUUCGCACACAGGCCACUUCAUCAUGGAAGCAGAGGUUCAAAUCCUGUGCUGAGAGGCAGUGCUAGGGUAGGGGCCUAGGGAAGGCUGGAAGAUCGGGCUGGUGGAGCACGGGGUGCUGCAGAGCAGGUGUGUGGUGCCUUGGGAGGGCAGGGCUGGGAUCAGGUGGGGGUGCUGCAGGCCAGCCAUGAGGGGCAUGGCACUGCUGUGGGUGAAGCUUGCCUAGCCUCUCAAUUCAACUCCAAAUCCACCCCAACAUUUGUGUGGCUGAAGAAAGGAAGAUGUGUGGGGCAAGCUAGGGGGUUGCAGUCUGCCCCAGGGAUCUAGCAGGGUGCUGUAGGGGCAGCUAACUCAGCCCCACACGGAGGGAGUGCGCUGUGGCUCUUUAGAGCAGGUUCUCAGCCCACAGACCGCUUGCAGACCAAUCAGCACACAGCUGCAGCCCGUGUGACAUCCUCAGGGCCAUACAGGGAGUGUAUAUAUUGUGUGGAUGCAGCCCGUAUAACACACAGAGAGCUGUAUAUGCAGCCCCCAAGGGUAAAUAGGUUGAGAACCAGUGUUUGGAGCAAUGCUUUGAGGAGGCGGCUCCUUGACAGAGGAGCGAGAGAAGGAAAGAUCUGCUGCUCAGCAGGGCUUUGGGGACCCUCCCUCACUUAUCACAGCUGGCUAAUCCCAAUGCUGGUGGGCGCACACCCCCUCCCCAGACCAGCCAGGGCUUUGCUUGGGUGCAGCUCACAGUCAGCCCCCUGGUGCAGAAUCCCCGAGUGACCCGGGGCCUUCUACAGCUCCAUGGAAGCUGAUAGGGAGCUCAGGUUACAGGCCUUUGCCACGCACCUAGUGCUCUGCUGAUUCGCCUAAAUUUUAUAAAAAUCUUGACCCGGAUUUGCUUUUGAAACCAUCCAGUUUAAUACAUUAUUAAAAAGGACAUUUUUGCUAACUCAGUAGAGGUCAGAAUAAACUAUUUACCUCAGCUGUUUGGGGCUGCA